Pelobates cultripes (western spadefoot toad) is the source of this 1224-nucleotide messenger RNA. The record is from the annotation of a GenBank genome assembly. Lineage: Eukaryota; Metazoa; Chordata; Amphibia; Anura; Pelobatidae.
AUUUGGGUUGGUUUAUGUAUUAUGCCGCAUCGCAAUUCCCCACUACGUACAUACAUGUGCAAGAUUGCAGCCUGUACAUCCACACCAGUAAAAAGCUGACAGAACCUGGGGGGCGUGGCCUGACACCGAGCUGCAUGGACGCAUCCUAACGGAGCUCCUGCUACCGGGCGAACUAGGGCUAAAAUAAUCGGGCUGCAAAAAGAGCAAAUAAGUUUUAAUUACCAAACCACCACUCCCGAGCCUGCAGAGAUGUCACACAGGCAAAAAAAUAAGGCUGCGAAGGCAGAUCGUGCCUCCUUUUUCCUGGCCAAGUCGGCGACACCACACGCAAGAGAAGGCCGCAGCCCGGAUGCAGAUGGCGGUGCUGCUCGCUCCGAGGAGGAUCCACCUUUAUCCCCAAUGUCCUCAGACACAGGACUGGAGGACAGCCCGCCUACAACCCAGCAAUUGAAAAGAAUGCUGUCGGAACUUACUGACACCAUCCAAAAGAACAUGGCGACGCAAAUACGAACCCUCACCGCAGAUCUCAGGAAGGAGAUUAUAGAGGUGGGCCAGCGUACUGCUCAGAUAGAGAAGAGGAUGGAUGAUUUCGCUGUAGCGCAUAACGGUCUUGCGGACAAGCUGCAUGAAUUGGACACCGUCCUGCACGACCAUGCGGUCAAAAUGGCCGACAUGGAGGACAGGUCAAGACGCAAUAACUUGCAUAUCCGCGGUAUACCGGAGUCAGUGCUCAACCCUGCACUUCCCAACUACCUGCUGGACCUCUUCCAAACACUGUCACCGGAGACGCACCCGGACCAGCUUAUCAUCGACCGAGCGCAUAGAUUGAGAAGACCAAAACACCUCCCUAACUCCACCGCGAGGGACGUGAUAGUCCGUGUCCACUUUUACCAUGCCAAGGAGAGGCUAGUUCGAGCAUCCCGCACACCAGGCAUGCCAGAUCCCUACAAGGACUUGAAAAUUUUAACGGACCUGUCGGCGGCAACCCUACAAUUUCGAAAAAGCCUAUCUCCCCUCACAACAACGCUACGAGCAAAAGGAAUCAUAUACCGAUGGGGAUACCCCGCAAAACUGCUCAUCCAGUACCAGGACUCACUGCACGCUGUAAAUUCGCUGCCGGCUGGCAAAGAAAAAUUUAAGGUGUGGGGACUCCCGGUGGCCACUACAGACGACCAUAACCAGGCAAAGAUACCUCGGAUGUCCCCUGAGUGGACCCCGGCCUGA